AUGAAUUUUACUUACGACAAAAUCUCGAGCAAUGUCUAUUACAUUCGUGAGGAGGAUACCCGGAAUUGCAAUCCGCUAAUGUAUUUGAUAAUCGGCGAUGAAAACAAAGCUCUUCUAAUUGAUACCGGUUGCGGAUGCGGAAACAUUUAUUUUUUUCUUCGAUCAUUACCAUUCUUGCAAAAUGUGAAACUCAUUGUGGUGAAUACCCAUAACCAUCCCGAACAGGUUGGAGGUAAUUGGCGAUUUUCGACGACGAGGAGUAACGGAUUAGCGCAUCAAGUUGAAGAUUUAUGUGCGAGUCGUAAAAACAAGUACUAUACGCGUCUUCUCGACAGUAAUUGGCAUUGGGAGGUUCAAACAUACAAAGUUACACGAUGGCUAAAUGAUGGAGACAAAAUAUUACUGGGGAAUGAGGGAUCUUUGAUAAAUGUCAUUCAAGUUAUGUGGACACCAGGCCAUACUCCUGAUAGUAUUGUUUUAUGGUAUCCAUAUGCGAAUCGAUUGUUUAUCGGAGAUCUUUUCUAUCAAUUUGAAGACCUUAUGUUCACCUAUAAGCACAUUGAUAUGAGAGAAUAUGAAGCCUCGGUUCGGAAAAUAUUAAAGUUUGUGCAAGGUCAAACAGUUGAAGUGAGAUAUUCUGCUGCAAAGAAAGAAUUUGAUAACGCCAUUCUUCCUGCGCUGAAAAUUUAUCAUCGCUUUUUAUUGAGUGUCAUAGCUGGAACUCAGGCCGGAGUGCCCUUGAGAAUAGAUGAGGCUGAAGGGGUUCGGUUUGAAUCACGGGACAAAAGCAUUAAAUUAGUUAUUGGCCGUAGUUUAUUCUUGAAGCUAAACUCUGCAAGAGAAAAAGCUUUGCAAGUUCACUAA
This is a messenger RNA of Caenorhabditis bovis, 864 nucleotides long. The record is from the annotation of a GenBank genome assembly. NCBI's taxonomy places the organism in Eukaryota, Metazoa, Nematoda, Chromadorea, Rhabditida, Rhabditidae.